AUGUCUCUAAUUCAUCCUAUUCAGGAUAUUGUUUCUAGUGAAGAUGGUUCUUUAAUUUUUGGUAUAAUUAAGAAUGAAGUGGUUGUUUUUAGAGUUGAGGAAGGUAAGUCACAACUAGUCGGCAAAUGGGUCGACGAACUGGACAGAAAUGAGGUUAUUCGGGAGAAAGUUGAGAAGGAACAAGCCAGACAGAUCGCUGAGAAUAUUACAAAAAAACGCAAGACUAAUGACGAAUCAGCUAAAACAAUUGAAUCGGAAAAUAAAACUGCUAAAAUUCCAACACCAGGUCUAGGUGCUCCAACUGUUUAUUCGCAUUUGAGAAAUGUUACUUUAUCACAUGGGGAGAAGUUAUUGAUUAUUUGUGCUGAUUCUGAUAAAUCAGUUAUCAUUUUUGAUAUUGAUAACGAUAAUAAGGAAAAUGUUUUACAAUUGAAGAAAAGACAGCCAUAUCCAAAAAGACCAAACGCUAUAGCUAUUUCGGAUGAUGAUAAAUUAAUCGUGAUAGCUGACAAGUUUGGUGAUGUCUACACUAUGAGUGUCGAUUCAGACGUAAAAAAAAUCGACGGUAACGUUGAACCUGUCUUGGGACACGUAUCAAUGUUAACAAGUAUUGUAGUGGUAAAGGAUUCGGAAAAUAAAAAAUAUAUCAUAACCGCCGACAGAGAUGAACAUAUUAAGGUAACCCACUAUCCUCAAACCUACAUUGUUAAGCAUUGGUUAUUUGGUCACAAUGAAUUCAUUUCAUCAUUAUCUGUUCCUCAAUGGAAUAAAACUAAUGAUUUGUUAUUAAGUGCUGGUGGUGACAGGUAUCUAUAUUUAUGGAAUUGGGGAAAAAAUGAACUACUAUCAAAAUUCAAUUAUGAAAAAUUAAUUGACAAAUAUAUUACUGAUGCUCAUUUAGCUUCCGAAAGGUUUCAAAAUGAAGAAAAUAAUUUGAGAGAAUAUUGUGUUUCUAAAAUAGUAUCAUUACCAAGUAACAGACUUGUUGCCUUCUUUGUAGAAGCCACUCCUUUACUAAUUAUCUUAAAAUAUUCUCCAGAAGAUAACACUUUAAAAUUAUUUCAAACAAUGGAAUUUGCCUUCAACAUAAUUACAAUGAAUGUCAAUAAUAAUCAAUUAUUGAUAACUUUGGAUAACCAUGAAUCUCAAAAUAAAGAUUUCAUCAAGAUUCUUGAUUUUAAUGAGAACACUGAUAGGUUCAGUACCAAUGAAAGUCUAUCUAAUAACUUAGACACUACAAUUGCAUCUACAUUAAUUGAAGACAAAACUUCGCAUAUUGGUUCUACUGGCAUUUAUCCAUUAUACACAACCAUUAACCUAAAGAAGCAUGGAGAAUCGUAUUCAUAA
Messenger RNA from Tetrapisispora phaffii CBS 4417, 1347 nucleotides. It is a transcript of the gene TRM82, whose product is annotated as Trm82p. The transcript has a single exon. Bases 1 to 1347 code for a protein of 448 amino acids. Gene Ontology annotation, molecular function: protein binding; tRNA (guanine(46)-N7)-methyltransferase activity. Gene Ontology annotation, cellular component: tRNA methyltransferase complex; nucleus; cytosol. Gene Ontology annotation, biological process: RNA (guanine-N7)-methylation. The record is from RefSeq and is a predicted model, not a curated record. Lineage: Eukaryota; Fungi; Ascomycota; Saccharomycetes; Saccharomycetales; Saccharomycetaceae.